This is a messenger RNA of Anopheles cruzii, 4737 nucleotides long. It is a transcript of the gene atk, whose product is annotated as protein artichoke. The transcript has 4 exons. The coding region runs from base 1 to 4737 and encodes 1578 amino acids. Gene Ontology annotation, cellular component: extracellular matrix. Gene Ontology annotation, molecular function: protein binding. Lineage: Eukaryota; Metazoa; Arthropoda; Insecta; Diptera; Culicidae. The record is from RefSeq and is a predicted model, not a curated record.
AUGCAACCGAUCGAAGGAGCCCCAUUUCGCUGGCUCUUCGUCCUGGCCGUGCUGGCUUGGAGCAGCGUUACGCUUGCCACUGGCCAGCGGGACAACAUUUGCCCGCCGCAGGACAUCAUCCUGCCGUGCCGAUGUUCACAGCGAGGCAGCGAGAUUCAGAUAUGGUGUUCCCACAGCGAUCUGCCUCGCGUGCUGAUGGGUCUGAAGGCGGUCUCGAAGUCGAUCAACCGGCCGAUCGAUGAGCUAAUUCUGGAGAACAACUUCCUACCGUCGCUCCCGGGCCGAACGUUUGCACCGCUCAGCGUGCUGCGGCUCAUGCUGCGCCACAACGGACUCGAGCGGCUAUCGAACGGAUGGCUUAAUGAUCUGGACAAGAGUUUGGUGGAGAUUUUUAUCGUCGAACGCAGCCUGCGGAGCAUCCCGGGGGACAGCCUGAGUGGGUUGCGCAAACUGGAAGCGGUCACCAUCCAGAGCGAGCACCUGAAACGGUUGCCGGAUUUUUCGGGCCUCGCCAAGCUGCGCUACAUUAACGUGCAAAGUGGAUCGCUGAUCGAGCUGUCACCGCAGCACUUCCGUGACCUGGUCGGCCUGGAGACGGUGCACGUGACGGGGAGCGCUAGCUUGACGCGUCUGGAGGGCGGUCUGUUUAACGAUCUGCCGAAGCUGAGCCUGAUCGAUCUGUCGGAGAAUGGGCUCAGCUGGGUGCACUUGCGCACGUUUGUGGGGUUGCCGGCGCUGAAGACGCUGCAGCUGGCGGGCAACAAGAUCACCGACGCCGGCAUGAUUGGCCGGGCGGUCAAGGACAUUCACACGCUGCAGACGCUCAAGAUGGAGCGCAACAUGAUCGCGAAGUUGGGCGAGGGCAGCUUCGUCGAUCUGCCGUCGCUGAAGGAGCUGUACCUGCAGGAUAACGGCAUCACGGAGAUCUUCCACGGGGCGUUCCACCGGACGCCCAGCCUGAAGCUGGUGCACCUGGAGAACAACUAUCUGCGGCGCGUCCACCCGGAAUCGUUCCUGCAGGCCUCCGGGAGCGGCGUGGAGACGGUGCACCUGCAGCAGAAUGAAAUCGGGCGCGUGGAGGAACUGCGAUCGCUGCUGGACGCGCUGCCGAUGCUGCGGUUCCUCGAUCUGAGCCACAACAAGCUCGAGUCGAUCCCGUUCGGGGCACUUCGCGGCCACGGCACCCUGGAGCAGCUGUACCUGAACCAGAACCGCAUACGGAUGAUCGAACGGGACGCGUUCAUGGCGAUGCCCGGGUUGCGGGAGCUGCGCCUACAGAACAACUCCCUGACGGAUCAGCUCCCGAUGCCGUUCUGGAACCUGCCCGGUCUCAAGGGCAUCGACAUCUCGUACAACGGCUUCCGCCGGAUGGACCCCAAUCUGCUGGUGGGGGUUCCGUCACUGCGGCGCCUCGACAUCAGCGGCAAUGCACUGUCCGCGAUCGAACCGAGCGCAUUCGGCCAUACGCCGCUUCUGGAGACGGUGAACAUUUCUUCGAACGAGCUCACCCUGAUCCACCCGGGCACGUUCCGGGAGCUUAGUCACAUGUUCGAGCUGGACGCCGGCGACAAUCGGUUGCAGGAGUUCAUUCCCGGACUGCCGGUGGCCGUCGAGCGGAUUAAUCUGCAGCGUAAUCGCAUCGCGCAGCUGCCGGCCCCGGCCAGCAAACUGUGGGACCUGCCGAACCUGCGCAUGCUGGACCUCAGUGGCAACGAGCUGACGCGCCUUCCGCGGGCCGUCUUUCAGCCAACGCCCCAGCUCCGGCUGCUGAGUCUGGCCCGCAACCAGCUGCAGUCCGUCGACGACGGAAGCCUGCUCGGACUCGGCCGUCUGGAGGUGCUCAACUUGCAGGACAAUCGCGUGCUGGCACUGCACGAGCGGUGCUUUAGUCCGUUAGAGAAUCUGCGCGAUCUCAACCUGCAGGGCAACCGGAUCGAGGUGCUGGUGGACAAUCUGUUGGACGCGAAUGCGUUUCUGGAACAGUUUGACGCGUCCCGCAACAGCAUCGUCGAUAUAUCGGGCAAAGCGUUCCGUAACAGCCGAUCGCUGCAGACGCUCGAUCUGUCUUCGAAUCAGCUACGCGAGCUACCGGAAUCACUGUCCGGAUUGGCGGAACUGCGUGAUCUCGACCUGAGCUACAAUCAGCUGACGGAACUGUCACCGAACGUGCUCGUUUCGUGGCGCAACCUGGAGGAGCUGAAAGUGUCCAACAAUAAGGUGAACCAACUGCACCAGGGAUCUUUGCGGAAUCUGCCGCUGCUGCAGUACCUCGAUCUUUCGAGCAACGAGUUGACCCUACUCGAGCACGGUGCGUUGCGGAACUUGCCCGAACUGCAAGAGUUGGUGCUGGCGGACAACAAGCUGACGGAGCUGAAGGAACGUGUCUUCGAGGAUCUCCCAAGUCUGCAGGCCGUUCACCUGCAGCAGAACAAUCUUCGGUACAUCUCACCGUACAGCUUCUACCGAUCGCCGUCGAUCGUGUAUCUGAAUCUGUCGUCGAAUCAGUUCCGCAGCUUGGACAGUGUCGGUCUGCGGAGCGUGCGCAACCUGGAGGUGUUGGACCUGACCGCGAACGGUAUCCGCAAGAUCACCCCGAACCCGCUGCGUGGGCUCGAUUGGCUGGUGGAACUGAAGCUGGACGGAAACCAGAUCUGUGGCAUCCAGGGGGAACCGUUUGCCUCGAUGCCCCGGCUGCGGGUGCUCAGUAUGCGCAACAACCGGAUGUCCCGUGUCCCGGAGCAGACGUUCCGCAGCCUGCGGACCAACAUCGCCAUUUUCGACGUUGACGGAAACCCGUUGAACUGUGACUGCGAUAUGCUGUGGUACCUGGCGUGGCUCCAGGAAACCCGAAGCAACGUUUAUCCGGGGCCGCGUUGUCGCGAUGGCAAGAUGUUGCUGGAUAUGCGACUGUCCCGCACGGAGUGCCAGAAGAACGCACAGCGAACGGAUCCGGCUUUGGGCCACGGUGCCGGCAACGGGUUGCCGCUCACCAAUGAGCAUGGCGACGUGUUCGUGCGGACCCUGGACUACGAUGAGUGUGGACCGGAGAGCUACGAAGCCGGUCUACCGGCGGGACCCCCGUAUCGGCCGGCCGGUGGUGGCUUGCCGGAUGACUACUUCUUCGAUCAGUACGUGGACUACCCGAACGGACUGCCGAAUGACACGAACCGACCGCAGAACGCCACGCCCGUCGCCGGGGACUCGCGGCGCACCAACUACAGCACCAACUUUGUGGACUUUAACAACAACAAGUUCAACCAACGACCCGUGGGCCUCCUGGGACCGGGUGUACUGCCACCGGACGCACACGACACAACGUCCCCGUUCACGUUUUUCGGCCUUCCGUUGCCCAGUCUAAAUAUUGGCAAAAUGUUUGGUGGAGUAGGCCGCAAUGCGAACAACCGGGCGUCCGGUGGUCCGGGUGGCAUCGGAACGCGCGGUAAAGGCCGGGUGCAGGUCUACAACAAGCAGGGUGACCCGGAGCAGAACGGAGUUGGUUUCCGGCCGGAUGGUCCGAAGACGGACGCGAUCACGGUGAAUCAUGGUCAGGCGGCCGAUCCGCUGGACAAAAAUCCGGGCGCAACGAACGAAAACAAUCUGUUCUAUCGCCCGUACUUCCAGACCUCGUACCAUCGGCCGCCUUCCGGUGGGGCCACGGGGGUGCAGGUUCAGACCGGAGGCUUUACGCCCAUGCUGCCCGGUGCGGUCGGAGGAUUCACUCCGAUCACGGACCCCACGCUGAAGGUGAUCAAUCAAAACUACACCGAACCGGCGGCCGGCACGGGUCGUUGGCCAACGGAAUACCACGAACGGGUACCGCUGGUCACCGAACCGACCCGGUACCUGCAGCAGAACAAGUUCGAGGCCACCAUCAAACCGUCGCACAACAGUGCCCCGUACUUUGUGGACGGAAUUUCUCAUCACCACGAAUCGAAUGCCAGCGCACCGGAAGUGGUACGCGGCGGUGGUGCGCGCAAUGUCACCACCACCGGCGGGGAAACGGCAUCCGGGAAUUCGGAAAUGAGCGAAGACGAAGAAGAGGACGAGGAAACCGGGGACGAUCAGGAAGGGGAUGAGGUGGAAGACCUGAACGCUAGCGAAGGAACCGAAACGAAGCCCGGAUUGACGGCGGGUGACGUCACGACGAGACUGUCGAUUGAACUGGCCACCCCAACGAUCGGUCCGACGGGUGGGAACGCGUACAAUAAGGCGUACACAACGCCCAGCCCGACGGUGCGUGAUCUGACCCGGAUGCCCGGCCGAGAGUUUUACGAUGGUUCCAGCAAUACCCCCACGUCCCUGUCGGCUUUGAUCCGUCCUCCGCCGGGCAAGUCCACGAUCGAAAAGGUCCCCUCGCCGGUGGUGUCUACGGUGACACCGUACUUCCCCAAUCCGACCACCGGCAGCACGGCACCACGGUUGAUACCGAAGAUCGAAACAACGGCCGACAGCAGCAAUGGUGGCGAUCAUCACUUUGGACCGCCGAACAUUAUCGACCUGUCCCCGUCGAGUCACCAUCAUCCGCCGGGAGACAGUGCGAAUGAGAUCCGCAAGCGGGAGGACAUGGAUUGGUAUUUUGCCAACUACAACCACACGCAGCACUACGAUUUCGAUGAGCUGGAACUGAACAGCUUCCGAAGUGCAGGAGGGUCGGCCAUCGGAAGCGGUUGGCGUUGGGUGGUUGUUGGUUCGCUGCUUGCGAUUCAAGCAGUGGCCCGGUGCGCCACCGCAUGGUGA